Pteronotus mesoamericanus is the source of this 1688-nucleotide messenger RNA. RefSeq names its product glucosamine-phosphate N-acetyltransferase 1 (gene GNPNAT1). Gene Ontology annotation, biological process: UDP-N-acetylglucosamine biosynthetic process. Lineage: Eukaryota; Metazoa; Chordata; Mammalia; Chiroptera; Mormoopidae. Gene Ontology annotation, molecular function: glucosamine 6-phosphate N-acetyltransferase activity; monosaccharide binding. Gene Ontology annotation, cellular component: endoplasmic reticulum; endoplasmic reticulum-Golgi intermediate compartment; Golgi apparatus. The transcript is spliced from 6 exons. The coding region runs from base 127 to 681 and encodes 184 amino acids. The record is from RefSeq and is a predicted model, not a curated record.
GUGGGGGAGGUGGGGUUGGCGCUGAAGCAGGAUCCGGCUCCGCUGCUGUGUACCCGAGUGGGUGGGAGUCCGCUGGUCCCGGAGAGGAGUACCGACUGCAGGGCCUCUACAGACCUUACUGCAAAGAUGAAACUUGAUGAAACUCCUAUGUUUGACCCAAGUCUCCUCCAAGAAGUGGACUGGAGCCAGAACACAGCUACAUUUUCUCCGGACAUUUCCCCAACACAUCCUGGAGAAGGUUUGGUUUUGAGGCCUCUUUGUACUGCUGAUUUAAAUAGAGGAUUUUUUAAGGUACUUGGUCAGCUGACAGAGACUGGAGUUGUCAGUCCUGAACAAUUUCUGAAAUCUUUUGAGCACAUGAAGAAAUCUGGGGAUUAUUAUGUUACAGUUGUGGAAGAUGUGACUUUAGGACAGAUUGUUGCUACGGCAACUCUGAUAAUAGAACAUAAAUUCAUCCAUUCCUGUGCUAAGAGAGGAAGAGUAGAAGAUGUUGUUGUUAGUGAUGAAUGCAGAGGAAAGCAGCUUGGCAAAUUGUUAUUAUCAACCCUUACUUUGCUAAGCAAGAAACUGAACUGUUAUAAGAUUACCCUUGAAUGUCUACCACAAAAUGUUGGUUUCUAUAAAAAGUUUGGAUAUACAGUAUCUGAAGAAAACUAUAUGUGUCGGAGGUUUCUAAAGUAAAAAUUUUUAAAAACAAUUGGUAAAGGAGCUAAUGCAGUAGUGCUAUAUACCCUUUCUAGAGUUAAAAUAAUUUGCUGCAGUCCAGUGACCUUCACAAAUACUGGGUUGAAAAAACAUUGUAAUACAACAAAUAUAAUGACAUUUAGAAGAUUACUGUGGGUUGGUGGGACAUCUGUGAGUUUAGAUUACAAAUGAGUAUUAUAAAGAGGAUGAUUUUUAACCAAAGGAAUAUAUUUUUAACUUGAAUCUUUUCUGGCAUUGUAUUUUUCUAAAGUUUGGCUUCAUUUCUUGGUAGUCACAAUAUAGGAGUUCUGUAUUUGCUACCGGUACUGCUCAUUUAAAAAAAAAAACCAUACAAUGAAUAAGACUGUUUCUUACCACAUUCAUAAAAUUAAUACUUUUGGUUCAAAGAAACAUCUAAAUACAAAUUAAGGGUGUGUUGUUUCCCAUAUAUUACUUGAAAUUGGUUAUGUUAGAGAUAUAACUAAAUGUAGUACAUUCCAACUGUACUAAUACUGUAUUGGCAAAUAAUCUGGUCAGCCUUUUAAAACAAAUGAAAAUUAAAAAUGUGACAGGAUUCAAAGUAAAACAGUUUAAAUGUACAUCUAAAGGUUUGUAUAAUUCUAAUGUAGGUACAGUACCACCUGUCUUGUAUGUGAAAUAUAAUACUUAUUCAAGUUACCUAAGAGCAAAUAUAAGGUACUUUUUAACAUUCAUUAGCAAAUCAUGGCACAUUAUGUAUUUUUAACUUGAAUUCUCAUCUUUUCAUGUGUGUCUGAAGCCUCUUCUGAGGAACAUUUUUAUGAAAAAUAGAUUAUAAAAUUGAGUGGAAUAUUUUAAAAAUGUAUAUUUGUUACAUUCUUAAAAUGUUGAUGGAGCCUUUUCUAUUUAACAUGAUUUAUAAAGAGUACUAUUGAAUAUUCUGGUCACUAUCCUGUUUUGAUUUUAUUUAUUUUUUUAAAGUUGAAGUAGGUAUGAAAUAUGUUAUUAAUGGUUCUAAUCUUUUG